AUGGUUGGCGAUGACACCGUUUUGCCUUGUCAGCUGGAACCUGCCAUGGAUGCUUUUAAAAUGACAAUGGAAUGGGGGAGACUUGACUUGGACCCCAGGUUUAUAUACGUGUGGCACGAUGGUAAGGCGCUUCUGGAUGACCAAAAUACGGCCUACGAGGGAAGAACAUCGUUGGCCAUCGACAAACUGAAGCAUGGAGACAUUUCACUGAAACUCUCCAAAGUGAAAGUCUCUGAUCAUGGAACCUACAGAUGUUACAUUCCAAAACAGAGUAAACAAUAUUUUGUAGAGCUUCUUGUUGCUGCCAUCUCCUCACCUGGUAUCAGUUUAGCAAGGCUUCAUAAAGACAGUGGUAGAGUGGUGUUACAGUGUGAGUCUAAAGGCUGGCAUCCAGAGCCAGAGGUGCUGUGGCUGGACGGUGAGGGAAAGUUCCUCUCUGCUGGACCUACAGAGACAGUCCGAGGUCCUGAUGACCUCUAUACUGUCAGCAGCAGAGUGACUGUGGAGAAGAGACACAGCAACAACUUCACCUGUAGAGUCCAACAGAAGAUCAUCAACCAGACCAGAGAGACACAGAUUCAUGUUCCAGAUGAUUUCUUCAUGGCCACAUCUAAUUGUGCAGCUUCUAUCAGCUUCAGUGUGGUGUUCUGCUUAAUGUUAAUUAUUGCAGUUUCCUUUUCUGUCUGGAGACAAAACAAAAUCAAGAUGCCGUGUCGAGACAUGAAUGAGGAGCAAGCGGAGAGAACCAAAGCUACUAAUAAUAGCACAGAACAUCGGCCUUUAAUGGGAGGUGGAGAACUGAAGAGAACGGAGGAUUUGGAAAAGAAAAAAGCGGAACAGAAAGAUGUGGUGCAGUUGAUUGAUUCUCUGGUGGGACUGAGGAAGGAACUGCAGAAGCAGAAAAUGCAACUUACUUCCCAAAUGCAGAAAGCUGAGAAAGAGGUAGAGGAGACUGAACAAGAGGUUAAAUCAGUAGAGAAAGGAGUAACAGAAAAGGAGGGAGAUAAGACGGCUAACAAAGCAAAUGGAUAUUUAAAACUAAUGGAAAUCAUAACAGAGGGCAACUCUAAAGGAGAAGAGAGAAAGAAAGCAUUUCAGGAACUGCAAAUGACCACAUCCAACCUAAUGAUGAUAACAUCUGAGCAAAUUAAAAGAAUUGCAGAAAAGAACAAACUAGAGGACUACAUGGAGGAAAUUGAACAACAGCUACAGGAAAAAGGGACAGAAACAGGAGAUGCAGGGGGAAUAAAACAAGACAAAACAAAUCCUAUGAAAUGA
Molecule: messenger RNA, 1278 nt
Organism: Seriola dumerili (greater amberjack)
Lineage: Eukaryota; Metazoa; Chordata; Actinopteri; Carangiformes; Carangidae
Product: butyrophilin subfamily 2 member A2-like
Exons: 4
Coding region: 1-1278 (425 amino acids)
Source: RefSeq, a predicted model, not a curated record